AUGUUGACAGGAGAGAGAGAGCAUGGGGCAGAAAUAAAGGAAACCGUCAUUGUUGGUCUCGGAAGUCCCACUGCGGGUUGGGCCUUAAGUCAAUGCAAGCCAGACGCGGACGAGCGAGGGCCUGCUGAAGUGGCCUUUUCUUCGCUGCACUGCAACGCUUUAUCGAAUUCGACUCGAGAGAUUGUUCGGUCCGCUGCAUAUUGUCAUACUCUAGGCCAGAGCCUGGUGUUUUCUCUGUUGCCCCUGUCAACCGUCGUCACCCUCCUCCUCCUCCCGUACCUCUCCUCGCUUCGAUUUGCCUUUGCUGCGCUUUCGGCCGAUACUUGCCUCACCAUGUGUUACUUUGAGAUGACGCUCUGGAGCUGUGGCUACUGGCGCUGGGGCCACUUUCGUCAACAAUGCAACAAGGAAUACCGCAUGGGGGAGACUUGCGGCCUCAAGCUCGUCUAUGAUACGAAACGCGAGGCCGACGUCUGCAAGCUCUGCCACGAUAUAGAGAAGAAGCAGCGACGCCACGACAAGAUGGCCCGCGACGUCGAGCGCUGGCAGCGCGAGGGCAACCGCAGGGCAACCAUUGAGAGAACAUGUGGAGAAAUGCGAGAGGUGGCGGAUCAAAUUUACCGCAUGAGAGAGGAGCAUUAUCAGAGAACAUCCUCCCUUGGACAGGGCGGCUGA
Messenger RNA from Cordyceps militaris CM01, 675 nucleotides. RefSeq lists its product as uncharacterized. NCBI's taxonomy places the organism in Eukaryota, Fungi, Ascomycota, Sordariomycetes, Hypocreales, Cordycipitaceae. The record is from RefSeq and is a predicted model, not a curated record. The transcript is spliced from 5 exons. The coding region runs from base 1 to 675 and encodes 224 amino acids.